AUGGCGUCUGCUAGAGCGAAGGACAAGGCGGGCGCUACGUCCCAGACACUUGAGCUACAGGGAACGCGAGCUUUAGGGGGCGCUGUUACGCCAGUGGGACCAGUGCCUCGCAAAGUGGCUGCACAGGGUGACACUUACCCGUGUUUGGUCCACUCGCUAUACGGCCAUUUGAAAGCGAAGGUCGUUAAAAAGAUUCAAGAGGGAAAAUACGUUAACGUAUUCGAGCUCUCUCUGGAUGCGUUUAGAGCCAAAGAAAGGGCGGCUGAUGGCUCGGGCUCAAAGAAAGUACGUAGGCCGGAGACGUUUAUAGCCAUGGCCAAGUCUAACCCCAGUGAGCCCAUGAUUCUAGACAUGGAAAACCGGGAUCCUUACAAUGUUAAUGAACAUGUCAGGGUCCUGUUUGAAGACGCUUUUGCAGAGCCCGAAGGGUCCCACAGUAUCAAAGGAGUAUGGCGCAUGUCCUACAAGACAUACAACGGGGUGAAGAGCUGCUGCUACAUUGUGCUGUCUGUGCUUUUUGGGUGCCCUUUGGCCUUCUGCUGGGCCCUGACUUUUGCAUGUAACCAGUGCUGCCAUAUCUGGUUGGUGGCACCUUGCAGACGUUUAUGGGAUAUGAGCAUCACCUGUAUGAAGCUGUUCUGGAGCACGUGUGUGCACUGCAUGUAUGACCCAGGUUAUGAGUCUCAAGGCCGGUGCUUAAGUUUCAUUCGUGUUACAAACAAGAAUGGAUAGAGAAUAUUUAUCCCUUUCUUAGUCAUCUCCAUGGCGACUAUAGGACCCUCCUCCUCCUCACUCCCACAA
Molecule: messenger RNA, 801 nt
Organism: Bombina bombina (fire-bellied toad)
Lineage: Eukaryota; Metazoa; Chordata; Amphibia; Anura; Bombinatoridae
Product: caveolin-3-like
Exons: 3
Coding region: 1-732 (243 amino acids)
Biological process (GO): caveola assembly
Cellular component (GO): caveola
Molecular function (GO): molecular adaptor activity
Source: RefSeq, a predicted model, not a curated record